Molecule: messenger RNA, 2912 nt
Organism: Cygnus olor (mute swan)
Lineage: Eukaryota; Metazoa; Chordata; Aves; Anseriformes; Anatidae
Gene: AGBL5
Product: AGBL carboxypeptidase 5
Exons: 14
Coding region: 93-2912 (939 amino acids)
Biological process (GO): proteolysis; protein deglutamylation
Molecular function (GO): zinc ion binding; metallocarboxypeptidase activity
Source: RefSeq, a predicted model, not a curated record
GCGGCGGGCCAACGGGCGGGCGCGUUGCUGUUGCGAGGCGGCCGGGCCGGGCCGGGCCGGGCCGUGCGGGGCGAUGCGGGCGGCGGGCGGCCAUGGAGGUGCGGUGCGGCGGGCUGCUCUUCAGCUCCCGCUUCGACUCGGGCAACCUGGCGCGCGUGGAGCAGGUGGAGCCGCCGCGGGGGGACGCGCUGCCGGCCGCCGACUACGAGUUCAACGUCUGGACGCGGCCCGACUGCGCCCGCACCGAGUACGAGAACGGCAACAGGUCCUGGUUCUACUUCAGCGUGCGCGGCGGCGCCCCGGGGAAGCUGAUCAAGCUGCACAUCCUCAACAUGAACAAGCAGAGCCGGCUGUACUCGCAGGGCAUGGCCCCCUUCGUGCGCACCCUGCCCGGCCGGCCCCGCUGGGAGCGCAUCCGGCAGCGGCCCAGCUUCGAGAUGGUGGAGACCCAGUUUGUGCUGUCCUUCGUGCACCGCUUCCUGGAGCACCGCGGCACCACCACCUACUUUGCCUUCUGCUACCCCUUCUCCUACACAGAGUGCCAGGAGAUGCUGGCGCAGCUGGACAGCCGCUUUGAGGAGUGCCAGCACAUGUCUCCCAGCAGCCCCCCGGACUCCGUCUACUACCACCGGGAGCUGCUGUGCCACUCCCUGGACAAGCUGCGCGUUGACCUGCUGACGGUCACCUCCUGCCACGGCAUGCAGGAGAAGCGGGAGCCCCGGCUGGACAAGCUCUUCCCGGACACUGCCACGCCGCGGCCGCGCCGCUUUGCGGGGAAGAGGGUGUUCUUCCUGAGCAGCCGGGUGCACCCCGGGGAGACGCCCUCCAGCUUUGUCUUCAACGGCUUCCUGGACUUCAUCCUGCGCGAGGAGGACCCCCGCGCCCAGAUGCUGCGGCGGAUGUUUGUCUUCAAACUCAUUCCCAUGCUCAACCCGGACGGGGUGGCGCGAGGCCACUACCGAACCGACUCCCGCGGGGUAAACCUGAACCGCCAGUAUCUGAACCCCGAUGCCGAGCUGCACCCUGCCGUGUACGGGGCCAAAGCCGUCCUCCUCUACCACCACGUGCACAGCCGCGUCCUGCCGGGCUCCCCCGACUGGAGGACGUACGUCUCCCCGCUCAGCACCAGCUUGCUCAGCACCAACUCUUCCAACCAUUCCGUCCGCGGCAGCGCCCCGUCCCCCGAGGCAGCCCUGUCGGAGCUGGAGAAAGCCAAUAACCUCCGCAACUCGCCCAGCGCCUGGAGCGCCGGCACGCGCCGCAGCCCGCCUCGGGAGCCCCCGCCCGCCGCGCUGGAGCUGAUCCUCCCUGGCAGCUGCUCCGCGGAGCACCCUGAGGAGGAAGCCAGGAGGCCGCCGCCUCUCCCCGAAACCAUCCUGCCCCAGCACAGCGGGCUGGCCUACUACGUCGACCUCCACGGGCACGCCUCCAAGCGCGGCUGCUUCAUGUACGGCAACAGCUUCAGCGACGAAAACGAUCAGGUAGAGAGCAUGCUGUUCCCUAAACUCAUCUCCUUGAACUCACCUCACUUUGACUUCACGGGCUGUAACUUCUCCGAGAAGAACAUGUACGCCAAAGACAAGCGGGACGGGCAGUCGAAGGAGGGCAGCGGGCGAGUGGCCAUCUACAAGGCCUUGGGCAUCAUCCACAGCUACACGCUGGAGUGCAACUACAACACGGGGCGCUCGGUGAACAGCAUCCCGGUGGCCUGCCACGACAACGGGCGCGCCAGCCCCCCGCCGCCCCCCGCCUUCCCCUCCAAGUACACUGUGGAGCUCUUUGAGCAGGUCGGCAGAGCCCUGGCCGUGGCAGCGCUGGACAUGGCAGAGUGCAACCCGUGGCCCCGCAUCGUCCUGUCGGAGCACAGCUGCCUCAGCAACCUGCGGGCCUGGAUGCUGAAGCACGUGCGCGGCACGAGGGGCGCCGCCGGCUGCGCGCGGAGGAGGGGCGCCCGCAGCCCUCCCGGGAGCACCACAGGGCUCCCGACCUCGGCCUCGGAUAACGCCCUGUCCCGCGCGCGCAGCUUCAGCAACGGCACCAGCGGGAGCGGCAGCAGCCAGCAGGACUCGCCCCAGAUCAAAGCCUCGCCCAGCUUCUCCUUCGGCUGCAGCCGGCCCUGCGCCCCAGCCGCGGACGGCCAGAGCCCGCAGACGGGCGGCGCGAGAGCCCCGGCGCCGGUCAGAGGGUCCUCGCCGGCGGGCGCCCGGGCAGGGACGGUGACGGGCAGCAGCCACGGACCGCGGGAGGCGCAGCGCGGCGGCGGCGGGGAAAGGGCGGCCGCGCACGGCAGCGCGCCGCUGCAGGCGCUCCCGAAGAAGCUGAACGCCAGGGGAGCCCCGGAGCGGCCCGGCCCGGGGGCGCUCCCCGCCCGCCCCAGCAGGAUCCCGGUGCGGAGGAAGGGGGCGGCGACCGCCCGGAGCCCGCCCGCGCUCUGCCCCGGGAGCACCGCAGCCCUCCCGGCCCAGAGGCACGGCCGGGGCGGGCCCUGCGCCGCGCAGCCCCCCGCAGGGCCCUGCCAGGCGGCCCCGGCCCCCGUCGCGGGGGCGCGGAGCGUGGAGCGGCUGCCGGGCGAGGGCCUGCGCCCCCAGGUACGGCCCCGGGCACGGCGGGGGGCUGCCGCGCAGGCGGGGGGCUCGGCCCCCGGCCCCUCCCCACCCGCUCUCCUGCCUUGUAGCGCCCGCCCAGCCCGGCCUCCGGCUGCCCCUCGCUCCGCUCCUGCCGGCGGCUCCUCUCCUUCUGCGCCGAGGCCUGACCGCGGCCGCCAGCGCCGGCCCCGCACCCGCCACGGCCGCGCGCCCGCGCCCAGCCCGGGACCGCCGGCGCGGAGGAGCCGCAGCAGCCGCCGGCGCGCUCGGCGCCGUGCCCGGUGCUGGGAGCCGCCCCGCUCGCCGGCGGGAGGUAUUUUUACAUAA